CAUGAUAUCAAGUCAUUCAACACAUCACUCGAUGCACAUCCAGUGCCCGAAGACAUCACUUCCAGAGAUGACAACAAACACAGUGUCCGACAACUCAUACAAACAGAGGACACAAGAAGUGAAUCAAAUGUUUCAAAGAAGACAUUGAAUGGCAAUAAAGCGAAGACAAUAACAAAGAGAAGAUAUAAUAAACAAAAGACAAUAAGCGAUGAAUCGGAUGAUAAUUAUGACCACAAUUGGGAACAGACUUCAAGUGAUGAAGAAAUGAAUGACAAAAAUGAGAAGAAAAAGAGGAAAUACGUUAAGAAAAGCGAAAAAAGUGGGGAAAACCCGUCGACAACACCACCGAAGAGAAGAUAUAAUGAGAAGAGUAUUUUUUCGGCGAAUGGGAAGUACUUUCGGCCGAAAAAUUUUAUCUGCGAUUAUAUCGGAUGUGAGAAACAGUUCGCCGAAAACGAACAACUUUUGGCACACAUUCGGGUCAGACAUACAAUGGAGCGGCCGUUCGGGUGUGACGUCUGCCACAAGACGUAUCCCACGGAGCGGUGUCUUCGGGUUCACCAGAAAGUCCAUUCGGAGGGCUAUAAGCGCUUCCCGCGAACACCAAAGAAGAAAUAUAAUUACAUUCGAGGACAAGCUUUUAUCUGUCAUUACAGCGGAUGUGAGCGACGGUUUAGCGAACGGGAAUACCUUUUGGCACACAUUCGGGUCCGACAUACAAAGGAGAGGCCAUUCGGGUGUGACGUCUGUCACAAGACAUUCCCUACGGAGAGGUAUCUAAAGACUCACCAGCGGUUACAUACGGACACUGCGAAGCCAUUCGUGUGCUCAUGGGUUGGCUGUGACUCGGCUUUCCGUACGAAUCAGUUUCUUUCCAAUCACAUGCAAUCACAUCUACAGCUCCGGCAAUACGCGUGCGAUGAAUGUGACCAACGAUUUAAUCUCAAGAGGGGUCUUGAGGCUCACAAGAAUACAGUGCACUCGACUGCACGGCCAUACACUUGCGAUUGGCCCGCGUGUGAGGCCACGUAUAAGGACUUAAAUAUGCUUAAGCGUCACAAAGAGACACAUCUGGGAGUUAAAAAGUAUGUGUGCGAUAGUGAGGGUUGUGGUAAAGGUUGGCCCGCAUGUGACCGACGCUAUCCAUCCAAUAACCGACUCCAGGAUCACAUGAACUCACAUCAGGGCCUACGAGUGGUCGAGUGUCCGGUCGAGGGUUGCGAUAAGACAUUCACAUCCAAACCCUGUGCGCGACAACACUUAAGACAAGUCCACAAAUAUAAGACCACUGAAGGACUCAUUCCUAUCAAUAAUUAA
Molecule: messenger RNA, 1317 nt
Organism: Medioppia subpectinata
Lineage: Eukaryota; Metazoa; Arthropoda; Arachnida; Sarcoptiformes; Oppiidae
Source: the annotation of a GenBank genome assembly